GUGCUUGCAGAGUAGAUGCUGCAGUUCAGAUGCCAAAGCCUUUGGUGGGAGCACAAACAGGGGCACAUUGUUGUGGAAGCAGUUCUGCCAUCUCAGCAGUUGCAGCUGCUCGCCUCGGUGCUGCCAGGGCAGCUCAUGCCACACGCUGACGCUGUGCAGCAGCGAUGCAGGAGCUGUAAGUGCUCUGUGGAGGCGUUCAGGGCUCCAGGAGGUCCCUGUGGACGCAUUUGUAGAAUUGAAACCCCGAGGAGCUACAGACUCCUUCUGGCUGAGGACAUCGCAGCAAUGGAGCGGCUGGUGGAACGGCUGGAGAGGGCCGUGGAGCGCCUGGAGACCGUGUGCCAAGGGCCUGGCAUGUGUGGAGAUGGCUCUUCCCCGGGAGUGGCUCAGUAUGUGCAGGCUUUCGAUGCCAUUCUGUCUGGCCCAGUAGCUGAAUACAUCACCAUCAGCAAAGAAGUUGGCGGGGAUGUGCAGAAGCAUGCUGAGAUGGUUCAUGCAGGUUUGAUGACCGAGAGGUCCCUUCUGGUGACAGCAUCUCAACAUCAACAGCCAUCAGAGAAUGUGUUUUCAACGCUUCUGAAACCGAUUUCAGAGCAAAUCCAGAUGGUGCAGAAUUUAAGGGAGAAGAACCGAGGCAGCAAACAGUUCAAUCACUUAUCAGCAGUCAGUGAGAGCAUCCCAGCCCUGGGCUGGGUGGCCAUGUCUCCAAAGCCUGGUCCUUAUGUAAAGGAAAUGACUGAUGCUGCCAUGUUUUACACCAACCGUAUCCUUAAGGAGUACAAGGAUGUAGAUAAGAAGCAAGUGGACUGGGUAAAGGCCUACCUGCGUAUCUGGAGCGAGCUGCAGGCCUACAUCAAGGAGUACCACACCACGGGGCUGACCUGGAGCAAAACGGGUCCUGUGGCAACAGAAGGGGCCAAAGCGCCAUCCGUGCCCCCCGCUGCAGCGGCUCCGCCUCCCCCCGGCCCUCCUCCCCCCCCUGCUCCCUCCCACCCCAGCUCUGGUGCGGACGACUCUGCGACCCGAUCUGCGCUCUUUGCCCAGAUCAAUCGGGGAGAGGGCAUCACGUCGGGCUUAAGACAUGUUUCAGAUGAUAUGAAGACCCACAAGAAUCCAGCACUGAAGAACCAAGGAGGUCCUAUAAGAAGUGGACCCAAGCCUUUCACUUCUUCCAAACCAGCUUGUAGUGUUAAUCCCUCCCAAAAAACCUCUCCAAAGCAACCUGCAUUGCUAGAAUUAGAAGGCAAAAAGUGGAGAGUGGAAAACCAGGAAAACGCCACUAACCUGGUAAUCAGUGACACAGAACUGAAGCAGGUAGCAUAUGUUUUCAAGUGCACAAAUAGCACACUCCAGAUCAAAGGCAAGAUCAAUUCCAUCACCCUUGAUAACUGCAAGAAGCUAGGUCUGGUGUUUGAUGAUGUGGUGGGCAUCGUAGAGAUAAUAAACAGCAGGGACAUCAAAGUUCAGGUAAUGGGUAAAGUGCCAACGAUCUCCAUCAACAAAACAGACGGUUGCCACGUGUAUCUGAGCAAGAACUCCCUAGACUGCGAAAUCGUCAGUGCCAAGUCCUCAGAGAUGAACGUCCUUAUUCCCGCCGAGGGCGGUGACUUUACUGAAUUCCCUGUCCCAGAACAGUUCAAGACAGUGUGGAACGGUCAGAAGCUGGUUACCACUGUGACAGAAAUUGCUGGCUAAGCAGAACGGCUCCAAGGCUCGUGCCCUCCCUGGCUCUGCUGUGGGACAAAUCUGCUUUCAGAUGAUUCUCUUAGAUUUCUCGUACCUUUCUGCUCUCAAACUGCUUUUCUACCCGAGAGACACGGCUACCUGCCAUCACUGAAAUACCUCUGGCUGGGAUUUGGUAUAGGUGACGGGCCAGGUGUUGUCCACAUCUAUUAGCAGGAAGGUUUAUUUCCCCCCUCCCUUGUCUGAUCUAACUGCACCAAUUAAUCAUGUCAGAUUUUGGGUGAAUUCAAAGCCAGUACUGGCAGCUGGCUUUCAGAGUGUUGUUCGGUUUCUUUUUUUUUUGUAUUGCCUUCAGGCAAAUUGAUCCUGUGAGAGGAGUGUUGUUCCCUUUUUAACAAAUGAUGUCUGUUGGGGUCCAGAAGUACACGGUUGCUAUUGCAAAUAUCUGAAGAAGGUCCUGGAAGCUGCCCAUUCCAGCUCUUUAUACUAACCAGUGGCAUUACAGGACUUGGGAAUGGCUUUGUUGGACCAAAGGCUGAGGACUUGGACCAUAGCAUUCCACCCCGAUUUCCCUUUCAUCAUUCCUAUUAGCUCAGUGUGUUUCUGAUUGUGCCAUGACAGGAGGCUUUCUAUUAAUCAGUGCCACAGGAAGACUGCGGAGAACUAACUGCGUUUUUCCCCUCCAGCAGUCUUGCUGGUAAUUUGGAGCUGAGCAUCUCUUCCCAUGAGCCCUCCACCUUCUCAAGGGAGGCUUUGUUCCAGGGCUUCCUGCUCUGAGCAGCUGAACUCAGGUUCAGUCUUCCAGACAGCUCUGAACCUGUUCCUCCUGCAGAGGAAAGGUCUCCUUCAUUCCAGGGUCAGUAGUGCAGUAUUGUAAAUUGCCCAAGUGGGAUCAAAUCAGUUCAUUGCUCUCUUCCUCGUCUGCAAUCAGUCACCAGAGGUGAAUCUUCUCAGACUGCCCUUUCCCCCGUUGCUUGGCUUUUUAUUUUGAUGGAAGCUUGUAGCCUCUGUUCUGUAGCACUGGAACAGAGAGCUGCAGCUAAGACAUAGUACUGUAUUGACCCAUAAAGGGAGCUGCACAUGCUUUGACCUUCAUUUUUCCAAUGCCUCGGGUGGCAUAAGCAUAUCUUAAAUGCAUUUCCUCUGUAAAGUGUCAAUGUUUCUUUCUCUAGGACAAGACUUACAAAAAUAUGCAAUUUUUUAUUUUAAGACUGUCCUGUGACUUGUACUCGUCUUCUCCUGAGGCUUGUGGAAAAAAACCUUUCUUAUGUACGUAAGAUUAUACAGAAGAUAGAAUAAAGUUAAUGCCAACUUGCUCA
Lagopus leucura (white-tailed ptarmigan) is the source of this 3002-nucleotide messenger RNA. RefSeq names its product cyclase associated actin cytoskeleton regulatory protein 1 (gene CAP1). Lineage: Eukaryota; Metazoa; Chordata; Aves; Galliformes; Phasianidae. The coding region runs from base 16 to 1695 and encodes 559 amino acids. The record is from RefSeq and is a predicted model, not a curated record. The transcript has 13 exons. Gene Ontology annotation, cellular component: cytoplasm. Gene Ontology annotation, molecular function: actin binding; adenylate cyclase binding. Gene Ontology annotation, biological process: cell morphogenesis; regulation of adenylate cyclase activity; cytoskeleton organization.